Molecule: messenger RNA, 1949 nt
Organism: Tachysurus fulvidraco (yellow catfish)
Lineage: Eukaryota; Metazoa; Chordata; Actinopteri; Siluriformes; Bagridae
Gene: vtna
Product: vitronectin a
Exons: 8
Coding region: 94-1548 (484 amino acids)
Biological process (GO): cell-matrix adhesion; immune response; cell adhesion mediated by integrin
Molecular function (GO): scavenger receptor activity; polysaccharide binding; extracellular matrix binding
Source: RefSeq, a predicted model, not a curated record
CAAACAAGACGAGUUACGUCUGAGUGCACUGAUCAGUCGGCCUCAUUUCCCCCAAUCCCUCAGUGUAAGUGUUACUCUGUCAGUGUGACAGACAUGAAGCCUGAGCUGUAUUGCCUGCUUCUGACACUGCUGCAAACCAGCCAAACCGCAGAGGAGUCUUGCGUUGAGCGAUGCGAUAGCGGCUUUGAUGCAACCAAACAAUGCCAGUGUGACUCUUUAUGCAAGUACUACAGGAGCUGCUGCACUGAUUAUGAGUCACUAUGUGACAAUUUAACUCGUGGAGACACUUUCCCAUCUUUCCCCGAGGAUGAGGAGAACAGCACGUCCGUGGAACCUACGCACAGUGCCGAGAACCUAACUUCAUUAACUACAGCUACACCAAUCUCAGACCCCGAUGCUGAGGUGUGCAGCAGGAGACCAUUUAAUUCCUUCAUGCAACUCAAAAAUGGCUCACUUUAUGCCUUCAGGGGAAAGUAUUUCUUUGAACUAGAUGAAAAGGCAGUGUUGCCAGGUUAUCCUAAACUCAUUGAGGAAUAUUGGGGGAUAAAAGGUCCAAUAGAUGCAGCAUUUACGCGCAUAAACUGCCAAGGAAAAACAUACAUCUUCAAGGGAAGCAAGUACUGGAGAUUUGAUAACGGAGUCCUGGAUGAAGAUUUCCCAAGAGAUAUUUCUGUUGGAUUUGAAACAAUCCCGGAGUAUUUAGAUGCUGCCUUUGCCAUCCCGGCUCACAACCAUAAUGGAAAAGAGAAGGUCUAUUUCUUUAAAGGUGACCGUUAUUAUCAGUAUGAGUUUAAGCACCAGCCAUCUCAUAAAGAGUGCAUUCAGAUGUCCAGGAUCUUCCCCUCUGCGCUCUUCAGAAGAUAUACAGAUUUAUAUUAUGAUCGCUGGGCAGAGCACUUCAGUCAGCUCUUCAGUGGAUUUGAAAGCCAGCAAAGCACCAAUCAAUUCAUUAGUAAAGAUUGGAUUGGUAUUAAAUCCCCAGUGGAUGCAGUGCUUCCUGGAAGACUGUAUGUCUCACCUCGAUAUUUACAACGGCCCAGUAGAAGACGGCAAGAUCAACUAGGGGGUCAGCACCGGAGUCAACAGUGGAAUCAACAGCUUAACCAACAGUGGAACCAAGACUGGAACCAACAGGAGGAAAAACUAUGGAACUAUCAGUGGGACCAGCAGAGGAGCCAGCAGCAGUGGGGCUCGCGGCGUAGACAAUACCGAUCUCCUUUGUGGGACACUAUGGUAGUCGAGAGAGGUGUUAGCAUUGGGCAGGAAUUUAGCCAGGACAACUGGAAAGAUCAGGACAGACGCAGGAAUGGCAAUCAACAGCAGAAUGACAAUGAGUAUGACUACAGAUUCAACCCUUCUGAAGAUGCAACAUUCAACCGAAUCCGCUGGAGCAGGCCACUACAGAGUGUCUACUUCUUUAAAGGAGAUCAGUAUUACAGAUUCAAUUUACAGACCAAGCGUGUUGACUUUGCCAUUCCUUCGUACCCCAGACCUAUAGGCAAAUACUGGCUGGGCUGCAGAGACACACCAGGAGCAGAAAAGAGAUAAGUCACUAAAAUGUAAAAUGGAUCCUGUUCAAAAAUUCUUGUAUGUAGUGCUGAGACAAAUAAAUAUGCACCAUUAUAUGACAUGUAAUUAAUGUAAAGAAUAUCAUACUUUUAAGAAUAUUAUCGGUACAAUUUCAGUAGGCUUGUGAACAGUUUCUAAAUCCAAAUGGAACCAAUUUAUGUGCACAUUUUAAGUAAUUGUAAAAAUGAUACAGAAAAAUUAAAUUACAUAAAAUUCUUAUCAGAGAUGGUAUAAAAAUGGUCAUAGUGUAUUCAUCGUUAAGCUCUACUAAUUUGUUUGAUUUGCUGUAAAGAUGUUUGUCCAUCUGUAAUUAUGCUGCAGUGAAAUAUUCGUUUUAUUUAACCUAAGGCAAGCAAUUGUCAUUAAAAUAAUUCAAACAA